GCCAUUCCAGCCACUUAUCAAUCUAUCUAUCAAAAUCUACCAACCGUUAGCACAAAGUUCAACCCGUGAUCCUCCAAAUCAACAGUCAUGUCUCCACCAUCUGCCAUGUACGCUGAGACCAGCCACGCCGACGGCGUUCCCUUGAAGGCUGCGUUCGACGUGAAGCCUGUCCCAAUCCACAACAACAAGGCCCAGACCCUCGAGGACAUGGCCAACAAAUGGGAGGAGAGCUUCAAGUUUGCUCCUAUCCGUGAGUCGCAGGUCUCGCGUGCCAUGACCCGCCGCUACUUCAACGACCUUGACACCUACGCCGAAUCUGACAUUGUCAUCGUCGGUGCCGGGUCUUGCGGUCUCAGCACUGCAUACAUGCUUGGCAAGGCUCGCCCAGACCUGAAGAUUGCCAUCAUUGAGUCUGGUGUCGCUCCCGGUGGUGGUGCUUGGCUCGGUGGCCAGCUCUUCAGCGCCAUGGUCAUGCGUAAGCCUGCCGAAGUCUUCUUGAACGACCUUGGUGUUCCGUACGAUGAUGAGGGAGACUUCGUUGUCGUCAAGCACGCUGCUCUCUUCACCUCCACCCUCCUCUCCAAGGUCCUCUCCUUCCCCAACGUCAAGCUCUUCAACGCCACCGCUGUUGAGGAUCUCAUCACUCGCCAGGACGCAGAUGGAAACGUCCGAAUUGCCGGUGUUGUCACCAACUGGACCCUGGUCAGCAUGCACCACGACGACCAGUCAUGCAUGGACCCCAACACUAUCAACGCCCCUGUCAUCAUCUCCACUACUGGUCACGACGGCCCAUUCGGUGCCUUCUCCGUCAAGCGUCUUGUGUCCAUGCAGCAGCUCGAGAAGCUCGGUGGCAUGAGAGGCCUUGACAUGAACAGGGCCGAAGACGCCAUUGUCAAGAGAACCCGCGAGGUCGUUCCGGGUCUCAUUGUUGGUGGUAUGGAGCUGAGCGAGGUCGAUGGCGCAAACAGAAUGGGACCUACCUUCGGUGCCAUGGCUCUUAGCGGUGUCAAGGCUGCCGAGGAGGCUCUCAAGGUCUUCGAUGAGAGGAAGCGCCAGAACGCUGCCUAGAUGCGUUCGCUACACGUAACACUCUUUUGAGAAGGAAUGACAUACACGGAAUGAGAUGCUCGAGUAGUCAGCAACGAGGAUAUGAAUCAAGGGCAAUUAUGAAUAUAGCUCAGUACCUAGUAUUGCAACACACAACGCAAUGAAUGACACUCAUUUGACUGAGAUAUGUCGAGCUUUCUAUGAAAUGCUAUAAAGUAAAGUGCCGCUUAUAUUGAAUAAUUACUGUGAUACUUGCAUUCCUGAACUGGUGCUAUGAACGACUUGGAAACU
Molecule: messenger RNA, 1338 nt
Organism: Amorphotheca resinae ATCC 22711
Lineage: Eukaryota; Fungi; Ascomycota; Leotiomycetes; Helotiales; Amorphothecaceae
Exons: 5
Coding region: 88-1068 (326 amino acids)
Biological process (GO): thiamine biosynthetic process
Source: RefSeq, a predicted model, not a curated record